Messenger RNA from Cercocebus atys (sooty mangabey), 1095 nucleotides. RefSeq names its product collagen alpha-2(I) chain-like. NCBI's taxonomy places the organism in Eukaryota, Metazoa, Chordata, Mammalia, Primates, Cercopithecidae. The record is from RefSeq and is a predicted model, not a curated record. The transcript has 2 exons. The coding region runs from base 1 to 1035 and encodes 344 amino acids.
AUGGUCCCCAGAAUUGGGAAGGACCAGGACCCAGUGAUUCCUGAUGGAAGGCAGACCCUGGAUGAUCCAAGCGCGCUCUCGCCAGCGCUCACGGGCACGGGGCUUGCGGGCGACCCGACGUCCCUGGGGCUCCCUCUCGCCGCCCGCGAGGCCUCCCCCGGUCAGACCUCCGUCCCCGGACCGCUACUCACCCGGGCCUCCCAACGUCCUGGCCCCGAACUUGGCCCGCCCGGGGGCGCAGGGAGCGAGCCCGGUGCCCAGGCGCUGCCGCGGCCGCCUCGCCUUUCGACUCGCCAGCCCUUCCUGCGGCGCGCCGGGGCCGGACGGCCCGGGCGGGCAACGUGGCCCUUCCCCGGCAGGCGGGGCGGGGCGGGGCGGACUGACGGGCGGGACCGACCGCCCUCCGCGUCCCGCCCCCCGGCCGGCGUCCGCGGCCCCCUCCUCCUGGCCCGCCUCCUUUCCCCGCCGCUUCUCAGGCAACCCAGGGCCCAAGUUUUCCCAGGCCCCCAACUUCGGGAGUCGGCUUUCCCGCUCCCUGGCGCAACCCUGAGGGUGGGCGCCCGACCCCGCCCCUGCCCUCGGCCCCCCAGCGCAGCCGCCCUGCCUGGAGCCGCGCCUCAAGUGGGCCCGCGGUCCAGGAAAGGCGUUCACCAAACCCCAGGCCAAGGGCGGGGAGCCGGUGCCCCCGCCCCAACCCAGGGGAGGCUGAGGGAGCCUGGGUGGGGGCCCCAGGGCGCGUGGGGCAAGGGCAGAAGAGGAACCAGGGGUGCCCGACGCGGGGCCGGGGGCAAGCACCUGUGCCAAAGCAAGCCAGGGCCAGCUGUGGCUUCUUCCCUUUUGUUUUUCCUUUGUGGGUGGGGAAUGAGAGCGUUAGUUCUGAGUAAAGAAAGCAGAGAGAGACCUGUCAGCAGGGCAGGCCCACCAGCCCUAGGCGGGAAGGACUCGGUCACAAGCUUUGGCGGGAGCACCAUGGACAAGCCCAGAACCGGUCUGCGCCUGGCUGGUGUUUUAAAGGGGAGGAAGGUGCGGAACUGAAGAGGAGGUGGAGGUGGACCCAGGCCCACCGAGGGGAGGGAGGGACAGCUUUUCCAUAGC